ACACAAUAUAACAUUGCGUGCAAACAUCUAAUGCUUUUAAUCCAUCAUCAACCCCACCGCAAAAGAAAUGCUACAGUGACAGCUGCCAUAGCCACGAGCUCCAUCUGGGUUUUCGAUUGUACACGAAAACCCCCCACCAUCUAAUCGCCAUGGAUCCUUGUGUCGACAUCUUCCAAAUCUACCGGCAAUACUGUGAUAUUACAUCAAGGGCGAUUGCUAAUGAGGGAGAAGAAUAUGGUCCAGAUGACGAGUCUCCGAAGGCAAGAAUCUCAAGAGAGGCAUUAGCCGAGUUAUUGAAAGUGGUGGAAUCGAAUGUCAGUACAAGGGCUUCAAUUCUUGACGAAGUUUUCAAGCUGAUGUCGAGACUAGAACUGAUGGCAGAGUUUUCAGAGUUCUCGCGCUUCUAUGAUUUCGUUUUCUUCAUUUGUCGGGAAAAUGGUCAAAAGAGCAUCACUGUUAGCAGGGCCGUGAUGGCCUGGAGAUUAGUAUUAUCCGGAAGGUUUCGUCUACUUAAUCAAUGGUGUAACUUUGUGGAGAAACACCAACGGCAUAACAUUUCUGAGGACACAUGGAGGCAAGUUUUAGCUUUCAGUCGAUGUGUACAUGAAAAUCUUGAAGGGUAUGACCCUGAAGGAGCAUGGCCUGUUUUAAUCGAUGACUUCGUUGACUACAUGUACAGGAUCAGGGGAUCUGGCUGCCCUCCUAAUUUGUUCUGUAAUUGUGGUGACUCAGAACCCCAACAACGUGUGGACUCAGUGCCUGGACUGAAAAUAUUCCCUGGAUCAAAGAGAAAAUCGGACGAUAAUAUGCAAAUGGACAUGGAAGCUGCAGAUGGCUACGCGGCCUCUAACAGUAUUAUUAUCAAAAGCACUAAGAGAAGGCACUUUUAUUUGGUCGAGAAUUCUGUUAAUGGUGAGGAUGAUCGUGUCGGAAUAAUUAAGCAUAAUUACAACAAUUGUAGCCCUUUGGGUGGCUCCAAAUCGGUUUGUGCAGUUGAAGGUUGUUUGACCAAGGGUUUUGCAGAGCUUUUGACCGGUCAAUCUUGUUUGCAAUUCGAUCGGGAGAGGAGAGUUUCGUAUACAUAAGAUGAAUGAAAACUAUUGGUUGGUCGGGUUUUUGAUUGUUUGAUGUGGUGUUUGUGUGCUUUUUUGGGCUGUGAUUUGUCGUCAGCCGGGAUUCAGAUUGAUAUAUCAUAUAAGUAAUAAAAUACAUUUUUUUUUUUCUUUUUGUUAGUAUUACAUUAUAUAGGGAAACCAUUAUUUUGAUUCUGUUGGAAGUUCCUUAUUAGAACUGCUUGGAAAUGUAUGCUUGGGUAUAAUUUACAAUGGCUGCUGUAUUUGUGUUUGAGGAUAUGAAGUUCUGAAUUUUUUUCUUCCUUUUUGAAAGUGUG
This is a messenger RNA of Striga asiatica, 1390 nucleotides long. Lineage: Eukaryota; Viridiplantae; Streptophyta; Magnoliopsida; Lamiales; Orobanchaceae. The record is from the annotation of a GenBank genome assembly.